Messenger RNA from Carassius carassius (crucian carp), 969 nucleotides. Its product is annotated as fucolectin-7-like. Bases 1 to 969 code for a protein of 322 amino acids. The transcript is spliced from 7 exons. The record is from RefSeq and is a predicted model, not a curated record. Lineage: Eukaryota; Metazoa; Chordata; Actinopteri; Cypriniformes; Cyprinidae.
AUGGUGAGUCCUCCGGAGACGCCAGAAGGCAUUCAUGAGGUGGGGGGUACUGUCACGGUGCUGCGGCCUAAUGGUUUGUUGCAAAGACCUAAUAAAUAUAUACAAGAGAAUUUGGCAUUAAAAGGAAAAGCUGUACAGUCGUCCACAUAUUACACCUGGGGAGCUGCAAACGCCAUCGAUGGCAUCAGAUACGCUCCAGGUGAAGCCUCAAGCUGCUCCAUCUCAGGAUACGAUCUCAGCCCGUGGUGGAGGCUGGACCUGCUGGAUUCUUACAAAAUUUACAAAGUGACCGUCACCAACAGAGCCGACUGCUGUCCGGAGCGAACGACUGGAGUAGAGAUCCGCAUCGGAAACUCUCUGGAGAACAACGGCAACAACAAUCCCAGAUGUGGUGUCACUUCAUCUUUCCCAGCAGGCAGUUCUGUCAGUUUCUCUUGCGGGGGAAUGGAAGGUCGUUAUGUGAACAUGUACAUUCCUAACAUCCAGGCGGUUCUCUCGCUGUGUGAGGUGGAGGUUUAUGGAACAGCCAAGAAGCAGGUGAUCCGAGUGCAGGUGAAAGCUGCUGAGAAUGUGGAUGAAGCUGAACUGAAGGAGCUUGUCUUAAACAAGUUAAAUCAGACGCUGAGCGAUCAGGACGUCAUACUGACAUGGAGGACACAACCCAAUGGGGAAGUCUUCCAGAAGAACAGGACUAAUUUGGCAUUAAAAGGAAAAGCUGUACAGUCGUCCACAUAUUACACCUGGGGAGCUGCCAUCGGCGGCAUCAGAUAUGCUCCAGGUGAAGCCUCAAGCUGCUCCAUCUCAGAAUACGAUCACAACCCGUGUUGGAGGCUGGACCUGCUGGAUUCUUACUACAUUUCCAACGUGACCGUCACCAACAGAGGCGACUGCUGUCCGAAACAAACGACUGGAGUAGAGAUCCACAUCGGAAACUCUCUGGAAAACAAUGGCAACAACAAUCCCAGGUGA